Molecule: messenger RNA, 4460 nt
Organism: Ctenocephalides felis (cat flea)
Lineage: Eukaryota; Metazoa; Arthropoda; Insecta; Siphonaptera; Pulicidae
Gene: chb
Product: CLIP-associating protein
Exons: 26
Coding region: 88-4338 (1416 amino acids)
Biological process (GO): mitotic spindle assembly
Cellular component (GO): cytoplasmic microtubule; microtubule organizing center; mitotic spindle
Molecular function (GO): microtubule binding
Source: RefSeq, a predicted model, not a curated record
UUGAGUGUGCUUCGAACAUUUCUUUUUAAAAAAUGAAUUUAUAUAUUUACUUAAAUAAGAGAUAAAUAGUAAGUGUACUGCUUAAAUAUGUCAUUAAAACCUGUAUCUUUGGAUGAGUUUAUUGGCCUGCUGGGUAAAACAGACUUGAGGCAGCGUCAGAAUUUGGCUGAUGCUCUUGUUGCAUAUUUGGCCGAUGAUAAUAAUUCUCUUGAAUGUGAGGAUUUAGGUCUAUUAGUAGAUGGACUUUUACCAUGGUUAGAUGGUGGAAAUUUUAAGAUUGCUCAAAGCACUCUUGAAGUAUUCAAUGAAUUAAUCGGACGCCUUGGAAGUGAUUUUAGUGCUUACGCAGCUACAGUAUUAACACACAUCAUAGACAGGUUAGGAGAUUCAAGGGAAACAGUUAGAGAAAAGGCUCUUAUAGUAUUGCAAAAGUUAACCGAAUGUCAAGUCUUUAGUGCACAGGUUUUGCUGAGCAAAUUAAUCCCAUAUUUUAAACAUAAAAAUGCUAAACUUCGAGAGGAAGUUUUGCGAUGUGUUGUGCUCACACUCAAUGAGCAUGGCAGUCAAGCACUUUCACUUAAGACAUUUAUUCCUUGCAUAAUGAGCUUGUUGAGUGAUCCAAAUUCUGCUGUCCGUGAUGCCUCUAUCAAUACUCUAGUCGAAAUAUAUAAACAUGUUGGUGAGAGGUUGAGGGUUGAUUUAAGGAAAAAAGACAUACCUGCACCGAAAUUAGCAUUAUUGGAAAAUCGGUUUGAUGAGGCUAGAAAUCUUGGAUUACUGUUGCCUUCUGCAAUGGUAGGUCCAGCUGAUGAACCUGAUAAUUUAGUAAUGCAAAGACCAGCUAAACCAGUGAAAAGAGCUGCUAGUAUGCCACUGAAAAAGGGAAUUAAUAAUCAAGCUGAGACACCCGGUGAGGCAGGCUCAGUGAGCGUAGAAAUAUUUGAGAAUUCAUUCGAAAAUGUUCCACGAAUAAAUCUAUUUUCACCUAGAGAUUUGGAUGACCACAUUAAAGUUAUAAAGUCAGUUAUUGGCGAUAAGGAUAUGGCUUGGGAGAAAAGAGUUGAUGCGCUUCGUAAAAUAAGAUCCUUACUUUUGGCUGAUGUGAUGACAUACCCUAGCUUUAUGAUGUACAUAAAAGAUCUAUCAAUUUCUUUUCUUUUAAUUAUAAAAGAAUUGCGAUCUCAAGUUAUUCGAGAAACUUGCAUCACAAUUGCUUAUAUGAGCAAAGUCAUAGGCAUUAAACUAGAUCAAUUUUGUGCCUAUAUAUUAAACGAUCUAAUUGUGACUCUGAUCCCAAAUGCUGCCAAGGUGAUAUCAUCUGCUGGCACGUUAACUAUAAGGUACAUUAUUCGAUAUGUUCAUUCCCCUAAGUUAAUCCAGCCCAUUGUACAAAAUAUUAUUGUAUCAAAAUCCAAAGAUGUUCGAAGUACAUUAUGUGAUAUAUUAAGUGAGUUACUCGAGCAAUGGAGUACUAACUGCUUAGAGAAAAAUGUGUUACCUAUUAGAGACGCAAUCAAAAAAGGAAUUGCUGAUGCUGAUCCUGAUGCUAGGAAGUAUUCCAGAAAAUCAUUUUGGCAGUUUAAAAGACAUUAUCCUGAUAUUGCUGAUGCUAUGUACAAUACUUUAGAUAUAACACAACAGAAAGCCUUAGACAGGGAACACUCUGGGUCAGCUACAAGCAGUAUUCGAGGAAGUAAUGGUUUCCUGCACUCUUUAGGUGCAGGUAAGCAUCCAGUUAUCAGGGAAAGGCGAUCAAGCCAAGGAUUGAAAAGUCCAGUUUCAACGCACAUCACCGAUUCACGGGCUAUUGGUGGAUUCAGGAGUGUGUCAGCCGUGGACACGGCAGCAGCUCAACGAGCUAAAGCACGAUUACAAUACUCAAACAUGGCUAGAAUGAAAGUAACUUCAGGAACGGCAUCACUUCCCAGGGCACGGAAACAGACAACACCUAACACAAGAGUCAUGCAACAGUCCCCAGAGAGGAGUGCUCGAACUAGAGGUCCUGGAGUUUCUCAUUCACAACCUACAUCACGAAGCACAUCACCCUCGUCUAGGCUGCAUGGAGCUUAUGGAACAUACUCUAACCAUAAGUCUUUAACGAGUGCAAAAAAGAAAUCAUCUGGUAUUCCAAGAUCAUUAGCAUCAUCAAGGGAAACUAGUCCUACAAGAACUGGAUCAUAUCGUCGAAUGCUUUUUAAUAAUAAACGAGAUAGGCCGCCUAUAAAUCCAAAUAAACCAGUAAUGGCUCAAAAAAUAUUACAACAAAGCAGGGAAGCUGAACUUUCUCUUGCUGAUGCUUUAAUGGAUGAUCAAGAUCCACUAGAUGAAAUGUCACGAUUAUCAUUAGGAAAUCGUAGGAUCAGUUCUGGUGCUAACACAGGAAUGAUGCGUGACGAUCAUAGUGAUGAUAGUGAAAAUAGCUCAGUUUGCAGUGAACGCUCAUUUAGUUCCUUGCAUGGACCUAUGGAUUCAUAUUCUUGGAGUGGGAGUCAGAGCAAAUUGGGUGUACAAGACAUUCCUCAGAUUAUAGCCAAUUGUGCAUCAACAAAUGUAAAAGACAGAUACAUCGGGCUCAGGCAUCUUAUACAAUACUUCAAGGAUGGAAACACAUUAGAACUUCCUGAAUUGCAGAUAAUUACGGACAUGUUUUCAAAAUUAUUUACGGACUCCCAAAUCAAAGUUUAUACUUUGUUUAUAGACACCGUCAACGAAUUACUAAUAACACAUGCGAAUGAUUUGCAUGAUUGGUUAUAUAUUUUGUUGACUAGAUUGUUUAAUAAACUUGGCACUGAUAUACUUGGAAGUAUCUGUAAUCGCAUUAUGAAGACUCUAGAGAUUAUUAAUGAAUAUUUUCCAACAAAUUUGCAAAUGAAAUGUGUUUUCAGAUUCCUGUCAAAUAAUGCACAAACUCCGAACACAAAAACAAAGAUCGCCACCCUUAAAUUUCUUAAAACACUUACUACUUCAUAUGAUGUAUCCAAUAAUUUCUACUAUCAAGAACCUGCCUCCAAGGCUUUAUUAAAAAUUAUUAAUUUUUCUUCUGAUCCAAAAUCAUCAGAGCUUAGGACAGAAGCAAAAUACUGCCUGGUUGCGAUAUACAACUGUAACACUGUUAAGACUACUAUGCUAAUAAAUGAACUUCCUAACCAAAGUAGAGAUGUUGCUAUGAAUAUUAUACAGAAUUACAUAAAACGCCCUGGAGGUUUUGACAGUCCACAUUCUCCUUCCUCUUGUGUGAGUCCUAAACUUUUGCAAAGUCCAGUGCAGGCAUAUUAUCUUCCAGGAACAUCAAUCGGACGUACAUCACGCCUGAGCUCAGCUGAUAGUGAAAGUAUGAAUCAGGAGGAGAUUUAUAAAAACAUAUAUAAAACUACUGCAGAAAUUCAAAACUACAGCUUUGAAACAUCAGGUUAUUCAAAAUUAGGUAAGGAUACAACGAGCAAGGAUAGUGGGAUCAGUCAAAUGUCUAAUGCAGAAAUGAUACCUGCUCCAAAUGGACUAAACGGACAUGGUACUGAUGAGUCUUCCAAUGGUUCCAAGACUCAAUCUGCAGAUACAAGCGAAUCUGGUACCCCUGAAAUCCAACUGGAAUCUCAAAGUAAUAGUACUAAUAUACUACAGUCUCGUUUACAAAAUGGUCACAAGGAACGAGACAUAAUUGAUGCCGCUAUUAAAUUGUCCAAAGAUGAUCCUCAGAAUUUGAAAGAAGAAACUUUGGAUGAACUAUAUUUUGUUAUUCGAAAUGGCAACUGUCAACUAGUAAUUGAGAAUUUCAAAGCAAUACUUCGAACGCUUGUUGAUAUUAUUGGAAACACACAAGAAGUUCAAAAUGCAAUCCGUGCACAACAUGUCAUUGUCAGCAUAUUUCGCAGGGCUGAAAUGAAACCUUGUUGGAUAAAUUACAUAGAACUUCUUCUUUUAAAAAUUAUUAACAACUAUAAAGAAACUAAGGAGAUAGCGAGAGAUGCUGAUUUUGCUUUAACACAUAUAGCUAAAGUAUUACCUGUUGAUUUGGCUAUACAAGUAGUUCACCCCAUUAUAGCAACUGGAGAAUAUCCUUUAAAUCUCGGUGCUGUAAAAUUAUUAACAGAAUUAACAAAACAACAUCAAGAAGAAAUUACUGAGCAACACCUUGAAAUGGUCAUGAGCAGCUUAGCCACGUUGACUGAUCAUUCUGCAAGUGCAAUGCGAAAAGCUACUGUUUUCUGCAUUGUCGAAUUACAUUUGGCCCUAGGUGAUGAGAGGAUAAGUCCAUAUUUACAACAUCUGAGUGCGAGUAAGAAGCGGCUGCUUAAUGUUUAUAUUGAAAAAAAUAAGACUACUAAGAAAUCUUCAUGAGUUAUUGGUAACAAGUUAUUUAAUUACUGGAAAGAAAUUAUAUUUUUAAUUAAUUAAGAAUUGAAAUUCACUCAUUAAGUUCUUUACCUAACACUAUACUAGAAAAAUUAAUCGUAUGCAGU